GUUCCCCUGUCGGUGAGGAAGUGCUUGUCCCCGCGUGUGCCGGGGCGCCCCGGCCCGCCUGGCCUCGCCGAGAGCGCCGCGGACGCGGACUCUGCGGACCCAGGUGUCUGUGGCUUGCACGACUUUCCUGUGGAAAGCAGAACGAGUGUGGCAAAGAAGAGGUUCUCUUGGGGGCCAUGUGACUAGGCGCUGUUUGAGUGGACACAGUGCUCUGUACUCAGCCUCCAUCUCCAUCAUCUGGCCUCCUGCAUUGACCAUGCCCGUGCCCACUGAAGGCACCCCGCCACCCCUGAGCGGCACCCCUGUCCCAGUCCCAGCCUACUUCCGACAUGCAGAACCUGGCUUCUCCCACAAAAGGCCCGGAGGCCUCGGCCGGAGCCUCCCACCCCGGCCUCCUGCCAAGGGUAGCGUGCCUAUUAGUCGUCUUUUCCCUCCUCGGACCCCAGGCUGGCACCGGCCCCAGCCCCGGAGGGUGUCAUUUCUAGAUGAGGCGUCCGAGACCCUGCAGAGUCCUGGGUAUGACCCUAAGCGGCCAGAGUCCUUCUUCCAGCAGAACUUCCAGAGGCUUAGCCGCCUUGGCCACGGCUCCUAUGGAGAGGUCUUCAAGGUACGCUCAAAGGAAGAUGGCCGGCUCUAUGCUGUCAAGCGCUACAUGUCACCAUUCCGAGGCCCCAAGGACAGAGCCCGCAAGCUGGCUGAGGUAGGCGGCCACGAGAAGGUGGGGCAGCAUCCACACUGUGUGAAGCUGGAGCGGGCCUGGGAGGAGGGCGGCAUCCUGUACCUGCAGACAGAGCUUUGUGGGCCCAGCCUACAACAACACUGUGAAGCCUGGGGUGCCAGCCUACCCGAGGCCCAGGUCUGGGGCUACCUGCGGGACAUCCUGCUGGCUCUGGCCCACCUGCAUGGCCAAGGCCUGGUCCACCUUGAUGUCAAGCCUGCCAACAUCUUCUUGGGGUCUCGGGGCCACUGCAAGCUUGGUGACUUUGGGCUGCUGGUGGAGCUGGGUUCAAGUGGAGCAGGCGAGGCCCAGGAAGGAGACCCCCGCUACAUGGCUCCAGAGCUGCUGCAGGGUUCCUGCGGGACCGCGGCCGAUGUGUUCAGCCUGGGUCUCACCAUCUUGGAAGUGGCCUGCAACAUGGAACUGCCCCAUGGUGGGGAGGGCUGGCAGCAGCUGCGCCAAGGCUACCUGCCCCCUGAAUUUACUGCUGGUCUGUCUUCUGAGCUGCGAUCUGUCCUUGUUAUGAUGCUGGAGCCCGACCCCCAGCUGCGGGCCACAGCUGAAGCCCUCCUGGCCCUGCCCAUGCUGAGGCAGCCACGUCCCUGGAGCAUCCUGUGCUGCAUGGCUACUGAAGCUCUGAGUCGAGGCUGGGCCCUGUGGCAGGCCCUGCUCACCUUGCUGUGCUGGCUGUGGCAUGGCCUGGCUCACCCUGGCAGCUGGCGGCAGCCUCCAGCCACACCCCCUGGCUCUCCACCCUGCAGCCCCCUUCAGGACAGCAGCCUUUCCAGCAGCUGGGACGAUGACAGCAUAGGGCCCUCCCUUUCCCCAGAAGCUGUACUGGCCCGGGUCACCAGGAACACCUCUAUGUGGGGCAGGUCCAUACCAAGGAAUAACCUGGACCUAAAUGACAUGGACUCAGAGCCUCCUCGGGCUUCCUGCCCCUCCUUUGAGCCUCGGAACCUCCUCAGCCUGUUUGAGGACUCUCUAGACCCAGCCUGAACCACAGGCCCAACCCAGCCUUGUUUUGUUUUUUUUUUUUUCCCAUCCUUGGAGUUUUUAACCUCUCACCCCCUUGCCUGCUUUGCCCCCUAGAAACCUUAUCUAAUAAAAAGUAUUGAAUCUUGGGACUACCCAAGUUUGCUCAUGUGGCA
Messenger RNA from Jaculus jaculus (lesser Egyptian jerboa), 1869 nucleotides. It is a transcript of the gene Pkmyt1, whose product is annotated as protein kinase, membrane associated tyrosine/threonine 1. NCBI's taxonomy places the organism in Eukaryota, Metazoa, Chordata, Mammalia, Rodentia, Dipodidae. Gene Ontology annotation, biological process: protein phosphorylation. The coding region runs from base 257 to 1717 and encodes 486 amino acids. Gene Ontology annotation, molecular function: protein kinase activity; ATP binding. The record is from RefSeq and is a predicted model, not a curated record. The transcript has 8 exons.